Ornithorhynchus anatinus (platypus) is the source of this 1535-nucleotide messenger RNA. Its product is annotated as retinol dehydrogenase 12-like. The transcript has 7 exons. Lineage: Eukaryota; Metazoa; Chordata; Mammalia; Monotremata; Ornithorhynchidae. The record is from RefSeq and is a predicted model, not a curated record. The coding region runs from base 264 to 1520 and encodes 418 amino acids.
ACCGUGCCCAACCCCGUUUGCCUGGAUCCACCCCAGCGCUCAGUACGGCGCCCGGCGCGGAGUAAGCGCUCGACCGGCACCGUCGCCGUCUACAGAGGCUGGCUCGCUCUCCGAGGUGCGAUGGGGUCAUCUCUGGCCACCCAGUGUCGCCCUCCCGUCACGAGAGUGUGGGUGGACGCAGGGGGAGGGGCGGGACGGGGUGAGCGACCCGCCCCGCCACGCGUCCAGAGGGAGCCGGCCGGACCAGGGCGGCGGGUGACCCCAUGGAGCCGUGGCGGGCGUUGAGGCCGGUUGGCCGGGAGGCGGGCCCGCGGCUGCUGCUGGCGCUCUUCGGGCUGUGGUUCUACUUCUGGAGGGGCAGGAUUGUCCUCUGGACGGUCAGGUCCCUGCUCCGUCAGCUACGAUUCCAGAGGUCCUCGCCUUGGCACCCCAGGACCUGCCCCACCGUGCUGACCGGCAUGACCGCCGUGGUCACCGGGGCCAACUCGGGCCUCGGGAAGCAGGUGGCGCUGGAGCUGGUCCGGCGCGGGGCCCGGGUGGUCCUGGCCUGCCGAGACCUGACGCGGGGCCAGGAGGCCCUGGACGACAUCCGGGCGGCCACGGGGUGCGGUCCGCAGCGCCUGCUCCUCCGGGAGGUGGACCUCAGCUCCCUGGCCUCCGUCCGAGCCUUCGCCGCCCGCCUCCUGGCCGAGCUGCCUGAGAUCCACCUGCUCGUCAACAACGCCGGCAUCCCAGGACUCCCGGCCAGGACACCAGAUGGUCUGAACGUCACCUUGGCCACUAACUACCUGGGACCAUUUCUCCUUACCAACCUGCUGCUGAGGCCUCCGCUAAGCGCUUCAGAGGUAGCGGGGACCGUAUUGAGCACCGGGAUAGAUACAGGAGGGUCUGCAGCGGGCGGGCUCCGCCCGCAUCGUCAACGUGGCCUCUUUCCGGCACAAGUUCGGCUUCGUGGACGAGGAGCACCUGAGCCGGGGAGGCGUCCAGCUGACCACCUCGCAGUCCUACGACUGCAGCAAACUGCUUCUGGUCGCUUUCACUGCCGAGCUCGGCCGGCACCUGCAGGGCACAGGCGUCACGGCAAACUCGGUGGACCCGGGCGUGGUGGUGACCAACAUCACAAAAAACCUUUCCAGGACCUGGAGGCUGUCCUUCCAGCUGCUGAGACCCUUAUUCAAAAGUCCCGCCCAGGGCGCCCGGAGCAUCUUGUACUGCUGCUUGGCCCAGGAGGUCGAGGGGGUGACCGGCAAAUACUUCGCCAACGACUGCACCCUGCAGCUGCCCGCCGCCCCCGCCUGCGACCCCGCCCUCGCCCGCAGCAUCUGGUCCAUCUCCUGCCGCCUGACGGGCCUCGGCCCCACGCCGUCUUGAUGGGGCGGUCGCUCGGGCCGCUGGCCGGACCCCUGGGCCCUCCCGGCUCCCCGGCCCGCCCGUCGGACCCCGCCGUGGAGCAGAGCGUGAAAGAAGAGAAACCCCUCUGGAAUCGCCCAACCUGGCACCCCCGGCGGGGCAAUAAAUGAUACUAGCAAUAAUAA